CUCGGAGCUCAGAGCGCUUCCUGGUUCGUGCUCGGCUGGCUAGGCUGUCCUCACUGAGCUGCAGCUAUAGCGCGGUUGGCGGUGCGGCUGUCAGACUGACUGUAAAACCCGCUUUCGCUCUAAACGGUGUUUCGCUCUUCAGCGUUUUUAAUGGACGCUCGCCGCCCGCAGACACCGUGAGGAGAGAAUUCACUACGAGAGACAAUCCAAGGAGGCUGUUUAUAGUACACUUUGAGGAUGGGCUUCGGGGAGGAUCUGUGGUGCCAUCAGGGCCACGCGGCUCUGCUGCGUCUGCAAGACUCCGAGCUGCGACUGAUGGAGGUCAUGAAGAAGUGGAUGACUCAGAGGGCCAAGAGUGACCGGGAGUUCUCUGUGCAGCUGCAUCAGAUGGCAGCAAUGGUGGAGAAGCUGGAAGGCCCUCAGCCUGGAGGAGGCUUGGACUACAUUAGCCAACUCAAUAAGUCAUGGAACGUGAUGGUGAAUGAGACAGAGAAUCUCAGUCGAAUCUUCCGGAAGCACUCUGAGGAUCUGAUGGUGGGUCCCCUCAGCAAACUCACACUCCUCAUCCGAGACAAGCAGCAGCUAAAGAAAACCUAUGGGGAGCAGUGGAACCAACUCAACCAAGAGCUCUGCAGGGUGACCCAAACCGAGCUGGACCGCCUGAAGUCCAGUUACAGGCAGCUGGUGAGGGAUGCAGCCCUGGCCAAGAGGAAAUACCAGGAGGCCAGUAAAGAUAAAGACCGCGAGAAAGCCAAGGAGCGCUACAUCAAAGCCACGCUGAAACUCCACGAGCACCACAACGAGUAUGUGCUGUCAGUAAAGGCGGCUCAGGUGCACCACCAGCAGCACUAUGGCCAGAGCCAGCCGGCACUGCUGGGAGCGCUGCAGACGUUGCAGGAGGAGAUGGUGCUCGUACUAAAGGAGAUCCUUCAGGAGUAUUUUGACCUGUCCAGCUUGCUCCAGGAUGAGGUGGUGUGUGUCCAUAAAGAGAUGGCCAAAGCCUUAAAAAACAUUGAGCCUCAUAGAGAGUAUGAGAGCUUCAUUCAGCAGAACAGGUCAAGAGCAGAUGUGCCUCCCUGCGUGGAGUUUGACAACAGUUUGCUCGAAGAUGCUGAGCGUCUGAAGCCUGAAGAGCUGGAGCUCAAUGAGCUGACUCUGGAAGGGAUCCAGCACCGGCUCACGGCCGUGGAGGAAGAGCUACUCAGUCUGGCGGCUACUCUGGGAGCACAGCAGGCCACCGUCAACCAGCUGGAGCUGGACCUAGAGGCUGAGGAGGGUUCAACCAAUGCCGGCCAAAGGGUGUACCAGUUCAGCAAGCGUAACGCACUGGAGGACAGCCGGCAGCAGGUGGUGAUGUCUAUGGUGGCGCGAGCCCGACUGGAGGCCCAGCGAAGGCUUCUGGCUGAUAAACUGCAGAGUUUGGGCAGCAAGGAGGCUCCGCCGGUGUGCCUGGAUGACGACCAAAUCUCUAUCACCUCCAGCAACUCUAGCGAGCGAGAGAAAGAUAACAGGCUACUCAACAUGGAUGGCAUCAUCAGCCACCUCAGCAGCCUGUUCAAACCCAAGUACAUGAGUAGUGUGUUUUACAAUGUCCCCCAGGUGCCCCCCGCUUUGUCUCCUGUGCCUGAGGUGGAGAAGCCUCUAAGUCAGCAGGGCUGGUAUCACGGAGCCAUCCCGCGCGUGGAGGUCCAGGAGCUGCUGAAGAAUGAUGGAGAUUUCCUGGUCAGGCAGAGUCAGGGCAAGCAGGAGUAUGUGCUGUCUGUGCACUGGGGUGGGCAGUGUCGCCACUUCCUCAUUCAAAACACAGAGGGAAUGUAUCGUCUGGAUGGUGAAGGUUUUCCGACUGUACCACUGCUCAUGAACCACCUCCUCAACUCGCACAAAAAUGUCACUAAGAGGACAGACAUAGUGCUGAAAAGGCCGAUCCUUAAGGACAAGUGGGUUCUAGAGCACGAUGACGUCAUACUUGGGCAAAGCAUCGGGCGGGGAAACUUUGGUGAGGUGUUCAGCGGCCGCCUACGCUCCGACAACACACCAGUGGCAGUGAAGGCCUGCCGUGAAAACCUUCCACCAGAACAUAAAAAUAAAUUUCUCAUGGAAGCUAGGAUCCUAAAGCAGUACGACCAUCCAAACAUAGUGAAGCUCAUCGGCGUGUGCACGCAGAAGCAGCCCAUCUACAUCAUUAUGGAGCUGGUGCAAGGGGGCGACUUCCUCUCCUUCCUCCGAACAGAGGGGCACAACCUGAAGCCCAAGAUGCUGAUCAAGAUGGCAGAAAACGUGGCGUCUGGCAUGGAGUACCUGGAGAGCAAGAAAUGCAUUCACAGGGACCUGGCUGCUAGGAACUGUCUGGUUGGAGAGGAGAGUGUAGUGAAAAUAAGUGAUUUUGGCAUGUCCCGCCAGGAGCAGGACGGUGUGUACUCGGCAACCGGCGGCAUGAGGCAGAUUCCAGUCAAGUGGACCGCGCCGGAGGCCCUCAACUACGGGCGCUACACCAGUGAGAGUGACGUGUGGAGCUUUGGAGUGCUGCUGUGGGAGACGUUCUCCAGGGGAAUCACACCUUACACCAGCAUGAACAACCAGCAGACCAGAGACGAGGUCGAACGAGGCUAUCGUAUGCCGGCUCCCACUGGCUGUCCAGAUGAGAUCUAUGCUCUCAUGUGCCGCUGUUGGCAGUAUGACCCCAGACACCGUCCUUCAUUCCAGAAAAUCAGGGCAGAGCUGCAGUCUCUCUGCCAAUGAUGCACAUUCACAAUGACAGCUGUGCUUUUUCACAAGCAAAAACACAGAAUCUGACUGUGCCUUCAAGAUGUAAGCUGUCUACAUGAGCAGAGCGUCUGAUCUGGGAGUACUUGUGUUAUAUAUUUUGCUUCCCCAAUAUUUCAUAAUAGAUGCUUUAACUUUUAUAAUGUAUUUAAAUUGAACUCUUAAACCCAUAAGGGUUCUUAACUUAUGAUCACGGUGUGUUAUGAUAUUGUCUUACUGUAAAUAAAGUCAAAUGAGUGACUCAGUGGAA
Messenger RNA from Colossoma macropomum (tambaqui), 3013 nucleotides. RefSeq names its product FES proto-oncogene, tyrosine kinase (gene fes). The transcript is spliced from 19 exons. NCBI's taxonomy places the organism in Eukaryota, Metazoa, Chordata, Actinopteri, Characiformes, Serrasalmidae. The record is from RefSeq and is a predicted model, not a curated record. Gene Ontology annotation, molecular function: non-membrane spanning protein tyrosine kinase activity; ATP binding. Gene Ontology annotation, biological process: peptidyl-tyrosine phosphorylation; chemotaxis; cell adhesion. Bases 238 to 2739 code for a protein of 833 amino acids.